GAAAGGUACGUGGUGGCGUGCAGUUGCGCAUCGACCUCCGGGGCGUGCACAGCGAGAGCGGGUGGUGGCGCUCCUCGUGGGUGCAGCGGCGGCGGUGGUGCGUAGGCGGGGUUCCCGUCGUCGCUUUCUCUUCCAGGCUGGACCGUCGUCGUCGUCACCGUGAACGUUAGCGAUCGAAAUGCCGUUGCCGGUGCUGGCGACUGCCGAUCGCGACCCGCGCUUCUGAGCUCUCUCUCCCCUUCGAUCCCCGCUUGUUGUCGGCACCCACAUGUCGUCCCUCGCCAACGUCCGAAUCGCACCGUCGGAAUUGUCACUGUGAUAUGCUCGUUCCAUUGGCGGACUAUUAUGGAGAUAGCUGAUGCCGGAGGAGGAUUCGACAAGAGCAAUAGACAGCAGUCCCGACCGCCGAUCAUCGGCGCCGUCUCGCUGCUGCUGCUGCUGAUCGCUGACGCGUCGAACGGCGGCGGCGUCGGCGGCACAGUGGGCGGGGGCGGCGGGGGCGGCGGCAGCGGCGGAGGUACCUGCGGGUUGGCCGAGUUGACGUGCCGCGACGGCCGCUGCGUACCGAUCGACGCCUAUUGCAACGGCGAGGACGAUUGCGGCGAUGGCAGCGACGAGCCGGCGAUGUGCACACCCUGCAAUCGCACGUAUCACGGUCGCGAGGGACGCACGUACAAGUUGGACCUGCCCAGGCCCGCGGAGGAACGUUUGCCGUUCCUCUGUCACUUGACGUUUACCGCGGCUGGUCAGGGCUACGGCGAGCUGGUCCAGCUGCUGUGGGACGCGUUCAGCGUCGGCCGCGUCGACGCCACUGCCGACAACUAUUUCACCAGCUGCCCCGAGGGCUCGCUGCAACUCGCCGAGCUUGGCAGACACUUCACCGGCGGCUCGUGGUGCGGCGUCGGCGAGGGCGGGGCGUCCUAUUACAGCGAAACCAGCACUGUUACCGCUUCCAUACGACUCUUCCACGCACCCGCCACGGUGCCGUUCGAGUUUCGCCUCCGUUACCGCUUCGUCGCGCGCAACGAGGCGGUCGCCCGACUAGGAAAACCGGAGCUGCCGAUUGAGCGAGGUUCCCCGGUACCGGGUACUUAUUGUUCUCGCAACUUUUACGAGUGCCACCUGAAGCAAUGCCGGCUGCAAAGCCCGAACUACCCGGGCGAGUACCCGCGCAACGCCAGCUGCCUGAUCACUGUGCGCCAGAAGGAAGUACCCACGUGCAAGCACGCGAUGAUAUCCGUCAAAAGCACGCCGACCGGUCCGGUUGGCUUGAACGCGGCCAUCAACGCGAGUCUCAGCGUCUGGCAGGACUGUCCACCGGAGAAGGACCGUUUGAUCUUCCGCGACGGAGCACGUACCGAAGACCCGAUCCUCCUGGUGUACUGCGGCGGCCCGCUGCCGCAGGUGACCGCGCGCGGACCCGCUAUGCAAGUGGAGUUCCGCAGCUCGCCCGUGGCGACCGCGCUGGGCGCUUCCGCACUGCGGCUCGAGCUCGAGUUGCGGGUAAUCUACGUCGAUUCGGAUGGCCUGGACUACGCAAAGGGCGCGCAGGGCUGUCACUUCUUCGUGAACGGCACGGGCGUCGGUAGCAAGCGCAGCGGCAUAAUACGCGCCCCCUUGCACGCACUGCCACCGGGCUCCAGUUGCACGUGGAACAUCAAGGGCGCGACGGGAGACCGCGUAUGGCUAUACUUCUCAUCGUACUCGCAGCGUGACUUCACCAACAACGGCGAGAACAACGUGAGCGCGGACGGCACGCCGCCACAAUGCGCCGUCAAGCUCGUCUUCUGGGACGGUGCGCCGAACACCGGACAGCCGAUGGCCAUGCUAUGCGACGAUACGCCCAAACUGUGCGCUCACGCGGCUCUACGAAACGUCACCAGAAGCACGCGACCAUGCACCACCGAUGAGAGCUACCUGACAACCGCGCCGACCUUGACACUGCGUAUGGAAACUAUUUUGGGUACUGCUCUCCAUCCGGUCAAUUUUCAUGCGCAGUACGAAUUCAUCUCUACUCUUCAGUCCGGCGAGCCUUGGGGCGAUGGUAUCUGCAGUCGAAUAUGGCGUAAAACCCGCGUCGGCGAAGUGAUGUCGCCACGCGACGUACGUCUGUUUGGCCGGGGUGGUGCCAGCAAGUUAGAUUGCAGGUAUCGUGUGGAGGCUAGUACCGGUGAGCGGAUCCGCCUAACGCUGCACAAUGUCAGCCUAGGCGAGUCUACUAUCUGCAUGAGUGAACCCGACCCGCACACUGGUAGACCACGCUGCAUUCACGAACUGGGAUCCAGGGAGGCGCGUUUGGUAAUUUACGAAGCGCCAUGGCGAGAUGUAAAACUGCCUCGGGCGUGCCUAUGCGACAAUACGUCAAAUCUGCCGCUUACAUACAUCUCCUCCAGUCGAGCUCUGGAGAUAACUUUUUUAGUGGACCAGCAAGCGCCUCACGAAGAUUUCGAGACGCUCUUCUUCUACGCCAGCUUCGAGCUCAUCCGCGUGCCGGAAUGCCCACGGAAGCAGAGAAUCCGCGGUGAAGGUGGUGAGCUGAGAUUCGUGUCUCCUCCGCUAUCAAGACCAGAUAUUUACUGCGAGGGCUUUCCGUGGUUAGUAGAGGCGCGCGAGAAUCGAUCUCUCUUUGUCCUGACCUGGGGCUGGUUUCUGCCAUUGGAGCCGCCGGCAGCCACCUCCGAAUCAGCUGGUGGUCUCACCGGCGGCAGCGGCAGCAGCGAUCAGACGAAAUGCCCGACCACCAACCGCAUCCUCCUCUAUUCCGGCUGGCCGCCGAAGCUGCUGAAGGUGGUGUGCCCGGCGGAGCCAGGCUCCCGCGAGUUCACCGUGCACGUGUUCUCGGAGGAGUGGUUGGGUCCCAUGGAGGAGGGCAAGUGGCCGGGUCCACCAAGACCGCCGGCCCUACUGUUGGACUUUGUCGCACGAGAACCUGGCCAGGCGGCCGCGUCCUGGCUGGAGAUUUCCAAAAGCCGUGCGGCGCUGCGUCGACAACUGCGUCUCCCGGAUCGGGGUGCGGUUGGUAUAGAAAACGAGACAAACGGCAUGCCGUCAUAUAUCGGUGACUGCCCACACAAGUGUCCCGAAUUGGGCGCGUGCAUUGCCGCCAGUCUCUGGUGCGACGGUCAUGCUCAUUGCCCGUCCGGUCAUGAUGAGGCCAACUGCGGCAAUGGCGCUCGACUGCUCGGCCUGCUGCCGCCCACUAUGUGGCUCGUCGUGGCCGGCGUUGCUGGAAUUGUCACUGCCUUCGCGUGCCUAUUCACUAUUCUUAUUAGCAGAUCCAAAACUCGCACAAAGAGACUUCACUACAAGGGGGCAAAGAAGAAGAAGAAGAAACAGAAGAGCAAGAAGCCGCGACGGGCACCGACGGAGGAGACGCUCCUCGGGGCGGCGUCCUGACAUGAGCCGCCCGGUUUCGUGGAGUACAUUCACGUGGACCGGGAAACGACUGUUUAGCGACGCUAAUUUUGUGCUUCACCGUCCAACAAUUAAUUAACUCUACUCGACAAAUCUCCCCGUGGUGCCAUAUAUAUACAAAAUAAUCGCGAGGUGAUGACGCGUGUGCUCGACUCCGCGCCACGCGCUUCCUCUCUUUUCCCUUGUUCAUUCGACGAGAAAACCUCGCUCGGUUUCUUCCUCGCAGCGAUGUGGAAUCGAAACCAAACCACUCAUCACCGAAAUGUCUUCUGUUCGCGGGACAUUAGUGAUAGUUCUGAUUUGUGAUAGUUCUCUAUAUGUAUCUAAUUACACUACAUGCUAUGUCACCAUGUAAACACACACCUACAUACACGGAAAGAGAGAAAGAGAGAGACACACGCCACAGACACACACAGAGAAAAUCUUUAAAUUCAAAUAUAGCUCUUAAGCGCGUCUCACUAGGACGGAAAGUAAAUCCCGAAACGUGUGGCACACACUCAAGUGAAGUGUGCCGAGUGAAGUCUACCUUUUAAAUGCUAUUAUUACCUGAAAAAAAAAAA
Ooceraea biroi (clonal raider ant) is the source of this 3974-nucleotide messenger RNA. RefSeq lists its product as uncharacterized. Gene Ontology annotation, molecular function: protein binding. Gene Ontology annotation, cellular component: plasma membrane. NCBI's taxonomy places the organism in Eukaryota, Metazoa, Arthropoda, Insecta, Hymenoptera, Formicidae. The record is from RefSeq and is a predicted model, not a curated record.